Mycena citricolor is the source of this 5559-nucleotide messenger RNA. The record is from the annotation of a GenBank genome assembly. Lineage: Eukaryota; Fungi; Basidiomycota; Agaricomycetes; Agaricales; Mycenaceae.
GCGACUUACUUGUACAGAAAGGCGUGCAACUGGCGAGCAUGAUUACCAAAUCCACUAUGAACUAGUGCCUAUCUAGCGGUCAUCAAAUCCUUGUGUUCUUUCCCUCGCCUCAUCUCUGAACAUUCUACUGCAAGCCAUGACCCUCACUGCAAGAAAGAUCGGGCAGACUGAAGUCCCUCCUAUCGGAUUUGGUGCCAUGGGACUCUCGGCCUUCUAUGGUGCCACCGAGGCUGACGAGGAUCGUUUCAAGGUUUUGGACGCUGUAUUCUCAGGAGGCUGUAUUCACUGGGAUACUGCCCAUAUCUACAACGAUUCCGAAGAACUUCUUGGAAAGUGGUUCAAACGCACAGGCAAGCGGGAGGACAUCUUCCUAGCAACGAAGUGCGGGUUCAAGGCCGGUGUGGGGGUUUGCGGUGAACCCGAUUUCAUCAAGGAGCAGAUGGCUCUGUCCCUUCAACGUCUGGGUGUGGAUCGUGUCGAUCUAUUCUACCUCCAUCGUGUGGAUCCCAAAACCCCCAUCGAGAUUUCAGUCGGUGCGAUGGCCGAGCUCGUGAAGGAGGGGAAGACCAAAUACAUCGGUCUCUCUGAAUGCUCCGCCCGAGACCUUCGUCGCGCUUACGCUGUCCAUCCAAUCGCCGCACUCCAAAUCGAGUACUCGCCGUUUGUGUUGGACAUCGAAGAUCCCAAGAUUGCGUUGCUUGAGACUGCACGUGAGCUCGGAGUGACCAUCGUCGCUUAUUCACCUCUUGGACGAGGCUUGCUGACUGGUCAAUACAAAUCGCCGGAUGAUUUUGAGCCUGGUGACUUCCGCCACAGUGUUCCCAAAUACUCGCGCGAAAACUUUCCCAAGAUCUUGAAGGUGGUUGAGGAAUUGAAGGCCAUCGGAGCUGCACACAAGGCGAGUGCCGGUCAAGUCACUCUCGCGUGGAUCCUUGCCCAAGGGCCCGACUUUGUCGUCAUUCCUGGGACGAAGAAGAUUAAGUACUUGGAAGAGAACUUGGGCGCGGCGGCUGUCAAGCUCAGCGAUGAAGAAAUCGCCAAAGUUCGAGCCAUCGCAGAGGCCGCCGAACUUCCGGGAACGCGUUAUGGACCAGCAGGAAUGGCCAGUGUCUCGGUCGACACCCCAGAUCUGCCAAACUGAGCAGAGAAAGUAAAAGAAACGUAACUGACUUAACCUGUACUGUUCGUGAUGCCUGAAAACACACAACUUCCAUAGCGAGCAUCGCACUCGGAACUCGUGUUCCACUGACUUGCGCGCCUGUCCAGGCUCGAAGUCGUCUACAUGAGCCAUAUCUUAAGUGCGCACCGCCACCCCUCUUGUCUAUGUUCUCUUCACCUCGAUCGCGCGACUCCAGCUCUGCUACGGUGCUGUUGCGCCUCGCCCUCCAGCAUCCGACUCUUCUGACUACUGUUUUCGAAAUGCACGAGCCAUCCUAGGAUUGAAAAUGGUCCGGUAUGUAUGAGUAUACAAUUUGAAAUGCAGAUAAUCAGUGAGGGUCUAAGUGCCGGCGAAAUUGCGACGUUGAGAUGGAAGUUUGCUGAGCCACGUUACGGAUCGACGCGGCGAGUUUAUCGGCCCAGUUCGUCGUUGGCCGUCAUGGCCGUCCAUCGAGAUCUGCACGGCCUACUGCAUCACCGACAUGGCAGAGCCUUCGCCGAUGAGGCCCAGAUUCUGGAGUCCGAUUUCAGUUCCGGCCACAGAAUUCCCGGUUUCAGUGACCUACACGUGAGAGCGAGGCGUUAUAUCGCCCGAGUUACAGCGCAUCACUCGUCGGAAGCUGGUAAUCGAUAAUGCAGUCUUCCGAUGGCGAGCUUCCCCAUUUCAUGAAGAUUACUUAUCGCAGCCAACGAGGUUUGAGCCUGAGGGCUCAAGAAACUCUCGAAUCACAUCUUCAUGCAUCACUGGUCUCUCCAGCAACCAACUUUCUUCUCUAGCUUGCCAGAUACCUGCGAAGAAAAACUAUCAUAACAAAUAUCACAGUACAUAUCGGCAAAGCUUAAAGCUUACAGUUCAGUUUUGGCCACCCUUGUCCGCUUCGUGAGAAUGAAAAACGCCGGGCCAAGUGCUUACUUGCUACCCUACUUUCGACUCGGAACCCGUAGUCAAGCCUCCCGAAUGUCGGCUGUGGGUCUGCCUGGGAAGAAAAGGCUUAUUACCUCCGCUAUCAGAGCGGGAAAACCCUAAAUAAGGUCCGACGUUGUUCCCAUCAUGAUGGACCAAGGGUUUAGUAUGCUUUUCGAUCGCCUCCGCUGCGAUCCGUGGCACGCAAUUUCCUUCCACGGACCUUCUUCUUGUCUUCCAUGCCUGCUCGGCGCACGCUAUUUUCGCCCAUCCUUACUCAGUGGCGUCCCUAGCCCUGGUUAUAGUCACGUAGCUACAAGGCUAACACUCCCGCUCAUUUGGCAUGGGCUCUUUGAGUGCUGACCUCGAAUCCCGCUUGGUUCCUGGCACGCUCUGCGCCUGUGCGACCAUCCUCACCUACGAUCUCCUCUGUACUUUGGACCAGGAGGUCCGAUAUGUAUGGCCGCGGCCAUGGACGACGAGCACGUUGUUGUUCUUUCUCAACAGAUACCUUCCUUUUCUCGAUACUUUUCUGAGUCUUACCGCCAGGUUCAGUCACCUUUCGCCUGAGCAAUGUUUCCAGAGGAAUAUGGCUGUCGGAUGGUUGUCUUUCUUUGGGGUCAUGCUGUCCGAGCUCAUCCUGAUUCUUCGCACUUGCGCAAUAUGGGAGAGAAAUCGCUUCGUUUUGAUCUUCUUAUGCACUCUUUCCCUGGGUUCAUGGAUUCCGAUGGGUGUGUUAUUGUAUCUAGAGACAAAGACUUUGGACUAUCAAGCUGUCCCUAAUGGAGGAGUUGGAUGCUACCUUGUCGAUGCUGGUCACGUACUUUUGUACGGUUAUCUACUGGUCAUGAUCUCCGAAACAGCUGUCGCUAUACUGACUGCGGUCAAGGCCUAUAAAGAUUUACGUCGGUCGAGAGUGCCCUGGGUGGUCAAGCUGUAUCAGGAUGGCAAGACUUCUUCCAAGCUCUGUUGAUGAAUUUUGACACGUCUUCAGGCCUGUUGUUCUACUUCUAUGCCUUGGCAAUCUCCAUCGCAAAUGUUUUGGUUCCGAUACUGGCUCCCUCCAUGUUCGCAAAUUGGCUCUCCACACCUCAGCGAGUUGUGCACUCACUAUUGAGCACUCGUGUUCUACUCUUGAUCAUGCGGCGCCGGCAAAUCGUGUCUUCUUCGGCUCGAGAGAGCUCCUCCUCGCUAGAGAGUCCUGCAUCUCGACUACAGACUGGGAUAGUGUUCUCCUCCUUUGUCGAAGAGACCCCAGAUAUCGCGCUGUCCACAUUCGAGAGCAGGUCUUCUUCACCGCGAGAUCCAUGCCUAUAUCCCUCCUCAACCGACAGCGAGUAUUACAAGGACAUCUGAGUCGUUUCAGAAGCAUUCAUUCACAACUGUAGCAUACUUAUUCACCCAAACAUUCCCGUUCUUUACCAACUGUACUAAAGCCACAACCUACUCUAUAUUGUCAUCAAUUCAGGGACCAUGUCAAACGCGUGACGGCGAACUUGACUUGUGCUUCCCCAUGUUCUCUCUGCGUCGGAGGAAUCUCUCGCGAGUCGCAUUCAUUGCCGCGUGCGCGUUUCUCGUGCGGUGGCUGUUUUUCUCCUCUUCUUCAAUAUCGGGCUCGGCUUCGCAAAUCCAGGAGCACAACUUCAUCGAACGCGCAACUCGCCCUGACAAGUCGCUCAAUGUGCAAAAGCACCGGUUCCUCCAAGCACGUAUGGGCCGCGAUGAGCGCGAGGAGCUCAUGGGGGAUGUCAUACAAAACGGGAUGAUGGACUAUUGGGAGAGAUUCCAAGUCCCUUAUAUGAUGAACAAGGACACGUCAUCCAUGGAUGCACAGCACGUAGUUGGUGCCAUUGACCAACUGCUCUCACUGAAUGGCUGGGUCGCCGCUCUCUGUCCGACCCUCACGCGCCCCUUCGGUCAAAACAAGAUUGAAAACCCCUACGAAGACCUCAUACGUGAAGACCACCUUUAUUACAUUGCCAUCGUCAUACAUUCGGCAGAUCAUUUCCUUGUCGAUCAGCUCGCGGUCAUCGUCCAAAUGGCGAAACGCCUGGGGACGAACAACCUCUUUGUUUCGAUGUUGGAUUAUGAUUCAACGGACUCGACGGAGACGCUCAUUGAUCUAUGUGAGGCCGUUUUGACUCUUCUUGGUGUGCCAUUCCGGAUCCGCAGGGUCCCGGGGAUGACGGAGGAUCCUCUAGCGGCAUAUUACCCGCUGGAGGAGGCACACACGCGUAAUCUCGUGCUGGAACCAUUGCAUGAGCUGGAGCAAAAACGCGGAAUUCGGUUCAGGCGGGUAGUUUGGCUCAAAGGGUUCACCUGCCCCAAUGAUAUCCUUGAGACCAUCAAAAUCAGCUUCACGAACGAGGCUGCGAUGGUGUGCGGUAUGGACUGGGCGGAGCAUAAUGGAUUCUUCAUGUUCUCCGACCGCUGGCGCACUCGUGAUAUUGACGGCGACCAGUUUCGACAGGCGAAAUCGUCAUCGAAAGCUGAAGCUGUCCCCCCGCGAGACAAACUCGGCGCUUCACGAUAUGCUCAGCACCUUCCCUUUCAGGUUUUCUGUUGCGAAUCUGGCACCCAUGUUGUCGACCCUGAACAAAGCUACUACCGAGGCAUUUCUUACCGGGCUGGGACUGAUUUCCACAACGUCAGCCUUGCACAGGGUGUACCGGUCAGGGAACCGGAUGCGCAAUGUUUGGAUAGCAGCCAGGCUUACUUCUGUCGUGAUUUAUGGGUCAGAAGCGCCAGAGAUGCGAUGGACGAAGUCGACCGCGCGAACAGCAACGGUGGCGGAAACAAGAUUCACCGACGGGAAGCUGCCCCGGAUCCGGUGGAAGCGGUUGCUGCAAGAGAUCCGGCACCCCAAGAUGCUGGUGAUGCUGCACUACAAGGCGCAAGGAGACCUGCUGGACAAGUCGAUCCGGACGCCAAUGCAGGGUCCGACUACGAUGCAAUGCCUGACGAAGAAGUCGAGCCGUCUCAUCAGGACGCUUCCCCGUUGUCGAUCCCGAAUUCUGUCUUCCGAGCCGCCAGAAUCCUCGUCAACCCGCGAUGCCCAACCACUUAUGCGGGUGUCAGUCACACACAGCUUGCAUUAGAUCUGUUCGGGACGGGAGAUGAUGAUGCGGUGCAAGCUGGCGCUGGCAAGUACGUUUUAGAGGACUGGGAGGGCGCCCCAGAGAGUUUCGUCUGUCAGGAGCAGCGGUGAGUGACUUGAUUGACCGCUGUGCAGAAUUUGACAAGCCAUGGAUAGCCAAACGGGCGGUCGAAAAGCUACGAAAACUCAGAGAAGACUAGGUUUCUCGAUUCACGAAGAGCUUCAGCGAGUUUGAUUCGGGGAUUGUGUGAUGAUUAUAGAGUUACAUAUGUAUGAAUAUCCUAAUUCUUGCGACUGUCCGUGCGCAUAAGGAAAUCUCCGAUAUCGAGAGAAUCCUCUCCGUCGAAAAUCAGGACUAAGCAGGUAUAUUUUAGUGCGACAGACAGCAGCAGCAACCGCG